AUGGACCUCACAGCUGGACCCAAUGAAAUCUUAGUGCUGUGUUUUGUCUUUCUGGUCAGCCACCCUCAAUCAGUGUAUGUAACCAACCUCUCUAAACCUGUGACAUGGAACUGGUGUGCAUUUGUUCACAAGCGUGCUGUUACUGUGGCAGUAUCCUGUGGAACUGAGAAGUACACCAUCAAGUCCCAGAGUCCCUGUCCUAAUGGCACCCCAGACUGCCAGCUAGUCAUGUACAAGCUGUCCACUCGGCCAGUGUACAGACAGAAGGAGACAAUCUACACUGCUCUGCUGUGGCGAUGCUGCCCUGGGCAUGCUGGGAAAAACUGUGAGGAGACAGUCACAGACGGCCACGUCUCAGAAUCUGAAGACCCCAGCAUGGCAGGCACAGCACAUCCAGGGGGACAUGAAGCGACAGACAGACGACAUAACAAACUAACUCGGGAGAACAGAGAGCAGAAUGAUUACCAAAUGUUUGGCGGUCCACCAUAUGAAGCUCACCAACCUGAUGUAGAGAAUCAAACUGCAGCAGAGCCCACUGAUGACUAUGAGCACAGCCGUCAUGCUGGCCAUGACCACUUUGAGAGGAGAGAUCCUUAUGCUGUAAAUGAAGGUGUUCCUCAACCUGAAACUCCUUACCUUCAUCACGGGCUCCUACCAAUCUUGAAAGAGGCUGUGAUGUCUCAGCUGCAACCUGUGUUGGACAGUUUCAAUCUAACCCUGGAACGGCUUUCUCAGGAGGUGCAGGGUUUGCAGCGGGACAUGGCCCAACUCCGACAUGAACAGGGGCAGGGGAGGGCCACUGAGCCUCUGGAGGUUGGUGGUGAGGAGCAAAAUCCACAGGAGGCUGUUGAGGCAGAGUUGAGGGAGAGUUUACAGAAGCUGGAGGAAGUGAAAGCUCAGUUUCACCACCACCGCGAUGAGGUAGAAGCGAGGCUCCACUUGCAGCAAACCAUGCUGCACUACAACCUGACGAAGUUCAAGACAGACAUAGAUGUCAAACUCAAACGUAACCAAAAGAUGUUACAGGUGAAUCUCCACUCCCUGAACACAUCAAUGUCUGAAGUGCGGCAGGAGCAGGAGAGGCUGGACGAGGAACUUCAGAAGAUUUGGCCUGAAAAGAAGACCGAUCCUGCACAGAGUCAGUCUUAUGAGAGCACAGCUGUUUGGGAGGCCAUCACACGUCUGGACAACAAAGUCAUCAACAACACAGUGAGACUUAGUGGCUUGAUUGAAGGCCAUGAACAAGUGACUGCAAACAUUAAGGACCUCCAGAAUGGUUGGAGAGAUCUGGACAAGAAAAUAGUCCAGACUGGCCUCAAUAGCCAGGUUCAGUUUAUGGAGACCGGUUUAGAGGUGGAGGCAGCCAAGGUAGCAGUUCUUGACCGCAUUAAUGAGCUAAACAGCAACAUCAGUGUUCUCCAAAGCACCCUGCAGGAGAUGGAGACUGAUGUCGACUAUCUCUAUACAGAGUAUUACAAGAAUAUAAGUUCGGCAAGUGGGGUUUGUGACUGUAUCGCUCUUGGAGCAUCGGUGACCCAGUUGGAAGAAACUGUAGCUAAUGUGAAAGAGAUAGCGAAUGAAAAUAAGCUGGCCCAUGAGCGUGAGGCUCAGGAGAUGUUAGACAGUCUUUCUUGGAUUCCAACCGCGGAAGAUCUGAAACUAGGGCUACUAAAUGUGCAAAAGUCUCUUGCUUUUGAACAGGAAAAGAGCAGAAUGUUACAGCACAAUGUGAUGCAACUCCAGGCCUCUCUACUGGGCAGCCAGCAGGACAUCGAAACACUCCAAGAGCAUGAUAAAGUCGAGAAGAUCCAGCAACUACAUAGCAUUUUCAAGACCUUGCUUCAGGAUGCCAUUCGUCAUUCGGAGGUACUGGAGAUUUUGCUUGGGGAAGAGGUGUUGGAGUUCAUGGCAUGGUCUCCUGAGGAAAAAAGACGUUUCUCUAUACCAGAAUUGAGGGAAAGCAUCAGAGAUAUGCAAGAGCAGAUCAAUGGACACAGUCGCAGCUUGGCCUCAAUGCUGAACUCUGCUGCCCAUCAGGUGACGGCAGCAGAUGAGCCCUCAGUGCUUUCAGACUGGGCCUUGGUGGGCAUCAAAAGGAGACGUGGGGAUGAAAGGUUUGACCUGUCCGAGGAGCUGCCAGAGUACUCUGAUAAUGACUUCUGGACCUUAGAGAAAAUGGUGAAGGAACUUGGAGCUGACAUUAAACAGCUUGAGGAACAUCGUUGUCCUUCUUGCUGCAACUGCACUAAAACUGCUGCCACUGGUGGUGUGGAGGUGAAACUGCAGUCCGACGUGGAUACUUUGCGUAAGGACCUUGAGACCCACCUUGGAGUUUUCAACAGCAUUUUCAGUAAUACAGAGGGACUUACUGGCUCUGAGAUAUCUGUAGAUUUGAAUAAACUGUCAGUUUUGAUGAAGAGAAAGGAAGCAAAACAGCAAAACAGGAAACAAAGGAAGAGGGCAGAUAACAGAGCUGUUCAGACAGGAGAACGAGUGAAUUACCGCAUCAAAAGGGAUGCAUCACUGGAGUCCGCAGUGCUUCGUCAGCUCCCAGAUAGUCCAAUUAUGUUCCUGGCCAGCACUACAGAAGGUGCUAACGGAUCUGGUACGGUACUUUUUGAAAGCGUGACCCUAAAUCAUGGACAAUUAUACUCGCCAAAAACAGGCAUAUUUCGUGCUCCUACUUCUGGUGCUUACCUCUUUGUGGUAACACUGGACUUUGGACCAGGCCCAUCUCUGGCUCAAUUAAAGAGAGGUGGAGAGGUAGCUGCCUCCUUGCGGCAGAACCCGAGGAAGUUGGGUGCACCUGCAACACGUGUCUGCAUCCUGCAGAUGGAGCAAGGAGAGGAACUCCGUCUAGAGCUGGUGCAGGGAACUAUAGAGCGCAACAACCCACAAGAUAACACGUUUGCGGGUCUACUAAUGCUGCAGACCGCCUGAGAACAUGCGACUAACUAAAGGUGCAAGCAGACUGCAUGAUGGCAAAAAAUAUGCUUUUUUUUUUUGCACUGCUCGCCACUUAAAUUUCUCAUUCAGGAUUUGAGAGACUAAAAUAACAGCUAGCAAUUAUGAAAUUUAUAUUUGGUUCCAGUGUGACAACUACGAUAUCCUUUAUAAGCCCUAAAAUAGAUGUCAAGAUAUUUUACUUUUUCAGUUCAUACAAAAAACAAACAAAACCCACAGAAAAAAAAAUGUGUACUAAAAUUAUAUUUUUUAACGAUUACAUGGACAAAUAUUAUACAGAGUUUGAGGCCUAAUCUUAAGGCACCCUUUCAACAUGGGGCUGAAUAAAACAAAAAACAUGUUUCCAAAUUAGACAGGUUGUUUAAUAUAUUACAUAGCGAUGGGCUGGUGAUAUUAUAGUAAAGCACACUGAAAUACCUACAGGCAUAUGUACAGUAAGGGAAAAACACAUCCUUUCAACAUACUUAACUCAGAUUACAGUGAGGAGGUGCAUUCUCAGUUUUUGGAUGAAGUACAGAAGCCUUAGGGGAUGCAUGCAAAAUUCAGCAUUUGGGAAAAUUCAGACAAAAUUAUUGAAAAGAAAAAGAUGAGAUUCUGGAAUAGCCAUGAUUCGACUUUCUUUAAUGCAAUCAAUCAAACGCUAACUUAACGUUUUAAAAUCUCUUUUAGCCACAGAAAAGCAUUUGAUAUAGAUGAUUCCAUUUUCAUACUUGUAUAGUAGUAAGAGCAACAAAUGUAUUUUCAUAUACACCAAAUCUAAUGUUUCUCUAGCGUACUGUACUGUAUGCUGAAGUUAUCCACUCUGAAGUGAGAUAAUGUUUCCUUUAAUAGAUCUAUUUCUUUUCAGAAUAUUUUAAAUCCUUUUGUAAGCAUGUCAGUAACCUUGACAUAUUGUUUUAAUCAAGAUGCCCUUUUGGCAUUUCCCGGCGUACUGUUCUGAAAGUACAAAGCACCUUAGUCUGGCACAUAGUAUUUUCACACAUCCUGUCUUUAAGGGUCCAGAUAGUGGUGGAACGAACUAUUGUGAAUUGUUCUGUUACUAUUACAAAUCACAUUGGUUUUUACAAUGGCACUGAGAAUAA
Sinocyclocheilus grahami is the source of this 4046-nucleotide messenger RNA. RefSeq names its product multimerin-2-like. Bases 1 to 2940 code for a protein of 979 amino acids. The transcript is spliced from 8 exons. NCBI's taxonomy places the organism in Eukaryota, Metazoa, Chordata, Actinopteri, Cypriniformes, Cyprinidae. Gene Ontology annotation, molecular function: protein binding. The record is from RefSeq and is a predicted model, not a curated record.